Messenger RNA from Populus trichocarpa (black cottonwood), 608 nucleotides. Its product is annotated as non-specific lipid-transfer protein 13. Lineage: Eukaryota; Viridiplantae; Streptophyta; Magnoliopsida; Malpighiales; Salicaceae. Gene Ontology annotation, cellular component: membrane. The record is from RefSeq and is a predicted model, not a curated record. Gene Ontology annotation, biological process: lipid transport. Gene Ontology annotation, molecular function: lipid binding. Bases 21 to 395 code for a protein of 124 amino acids. The transcript has 2 exons.
AAAAAAAAAAAAACACAGCAAUGGCUGCCUUUGUUAGGAGUCUAGUGCUUGCCCUCAUGGUUUCUAGAUUCAUCACUAUAAUGGCAUCCGACGACGACCCUUAUGACGCAAUAUGCUCGCCGAUAUGGGGUUACUUCCCUGACUGUGCUGAGUAUUUGGGAGGUUUAAGCCAUCACCUGCCGAAAAAAUGCUGUCACAGCAUCAGAAAGCUCAAUGAAAUUGCUAAGAAAACCAAAAAGGGACCAAAGGUGGUCUGCUUUUGCAUUGAAGCCUUCAUGGUUCCUCAAGAUUUUCACUUAAAACCUUCACGAAUCAAAAAGCUACCAAAGAAGUGCCACACAGAUAUUCUUUUCCCGAUUUCUGAAACAAUGAACUGCUCGUUUGACGAGCGUUGAGAGGUUGAAUUCUUGAAGGACUUGCUGCCUUGAUUGAUAGACUAGUAUGUAGAAUAUCAACAAUAAAUGGUUUUAUGGGCAAGAUGUUUUUUUAAUUUCUGUAAUAUUUUAUAAUCGGUAGUAUAUCUCCAUUUUCUUUUAAUAUUUUUGGUCAUUUGUGUUCUGGGAUUUUUUAUUUCAAUUUCCCUUCACAAAUUUCAGCUUGUCUUCAAA